Messenger RNA from Rotaria sordida, 1029 nucleotides. The record is from the annotation of a GenBank genome assembly. Lineage: Eukaryota; Metazoa; Rotifera; Eurotatoria; Philodinida; Philodinidae.
AUGUUAGAACAUUAUAAAAGUGAACAACAUCAAAAUGCAAUAAUUACGUUUAUAUGUAGAGUUUUAUCAGAAUCAACAAAUGAUCAACCUGAGAGAGGCUCGGGAAUGGAUGUUGAUACACUACCUCAAACUACUAUAUUAUCAUCUGAUAAUGUAAAUAUUCAAUUACAAAAAGUAUGUCAAACAAUUGAUAUUCUUGCUGAUGGAGUUUCAACAUUGAAGGGAGAUACACAACGAUUGAGUCAUGAAUUACUUGAUAUACGAAAUGCUAUUGAUACAUGGAAUCGUGAUUUUUCUGCAUUGAAAAUAACUAUUCAAAAAGAACGUGUAUAUUUAGAUGGACUUAAAACUAAUCAGGAUGUUCUUAAUCAAGAUGUUGCAUCAUUAAAACAAAAAGUUGAUGCUAUGCAAUUUGUUUCUUAUGAUGGUACAUUAUUAUGGAAAAUAACAAAUUUUAGCAGCAAAAUGGCUGAUGCACAAUCUGAACGACAAACAUCAAUCUAUUCACCACCAUUUUUUUCUUCACCUACGGGCUAUAAAAUGAGAGCUCGCCUUUACUUAAAUGGAGAUGGAAAUGCUCGUCGUACACAUAUGUCACUUUUUUUUGUACUCAUGCGAAGUAAAUACGAUGCCAUUCUCAAAUUUCCAUUCAACUACAAAAUCGCAUUUUGUUUGUGCGAUCAAACUCCUCAACAAAAACAUAUUAUUGAUUCAUUUCGACCAGAUACCAAAUCAAAUAGUUUUCAACGUCCACGGUCUGAAAUGAAUAUUGCAAGCGGCAUUCCGAAGUUUUGUCCAUUGUCAAUAAUUCAACAAGUAGAAAAUCCAUAUGUCCGAGAUGAUACAAUGUUCAUUAAAAUUAUGGUUGAUUUUAGAAAUUUACACAAAACACUGUUGCCCUUUGCUAUGAGUCUUAAUUGGGGUCUACCAACUCAUGUUCGACAAAAGUUGAUCGAGCAAGAAAUAGAAAGAAGAUUGCAAGAAGACUUUCAAAAAUCCACUGAAACGAAAGAAGUUUGGUUGCUUUGA